Messenger RNA from Verticillium alfalfae VaMs.102, 2217 nucleotides. RefSeq lists its product as hypothetical. The transcript is spliced from 3 exons. Gene Ontology annotation, cellular component: microtubule organizing center. The record is from RefSeq and is a predicted model, not a curated record. NCBI's taxonomy places the organism in Eukaryota, Fungi, Ascomycota, Sordariomycetes, Glomerellales, Plectosphaerellaceae. Bases 1 to 2217 code for a protein of 738 amino acids.
AUGCCAAAAUUAGCGUCCGAAUUCGGGAACAUCGAGUUCCCCUGCAAGGAAAGGAUUACAGAGGAGGAGAAAAAGAGGCGGACGGCGCUGCCGCCGCCAGGUUUGGCUGAAGAAGAUGGCUUGCUGCUGCUGAACCCCCAACUCGAACGGGCCCAAAGCUCGCCUGGUGAAGGCAGGGGUCGGCUGAUGGGACGGUCGGGCCAGGCUUCCAGGCGGCAAACUGUUUCAACGCUGCACAAACAAAACUUCGACCUAAAACUCGAACUAUAUCACCGCCGAGAACGCCAAACGACCCUGGAGGAGAAGGUGGAACAGCUUGCCUCUGAAAAGGAGCAGUUGGAGGAAGUCAACGACAGACUGCUGGAGGAGCUGGAAAAACGGGACAAGGCUGUGCAAGAGGCUGUUCAGAUGAUUGUGCUUCUCGAGGCUCGGGUCGAGAAGCUCGUGGAAGAAAGAGAAAUGGUGCGCCAGGUCGAGACGGCAGGCUACCUAGCCAAGAUGGACGCCUCCCUCGACGCUCCCGACUCCCAAGCCUCGCACUGCCGAUCUCACCCGGCUCGAGGAGGACGUCAGGAAGCUCAGUCGUAUGCCCGAGUUUUGUGUCUGAAAGCACAGAAACAACAGCAAACCUACGCAACGUCUACCUCGCAUCGACGCCGCGAUCACGAACCGUCACGCCCAGCCCGUGGCCCACGCUCCGGCUCCUUUUCGCGAAGCGGAUCUGGUCAGUACCAAUCCAUAACCGACGUCAUCGAGCAGAGCUCUCCUCUGCAGAGGCUGGAACGCCUGGAAGGGUACGCCUCGAACGGUGCGUCUCCGUCGACUGACAAGGUGGCCCGCACACGAUCCCAAUCGCAAAGCAAGACAAAACAAGAGAAACGUGAGGCCUUGCGGAGAGUCAUGACUGAUGCCCCUUCCCCGAACGGGCGCUCUCAUUUCGACCAGGCUCUUCCACCCACACCAGAUACCAUUUCGACCUCGACCCUGCGCCGUUUCAAGAACUCUAGCGGCGACACCCUGGUGCAGCAACCAAACACAACAACAAACGAGCGCAGCUUUCUUGCUUCGUCAUCGCAGAGGGCAGGAGAGAAACCAGAGCCAGUGGCUGAGCAUAAUGGUGGAGCGCCGAUUAUGCCUCCUUCAGCUACGACAACACGCUAUGAAGCAGACUUUGCUCAUCAUGGGCACGGGCGGCCGCUCAAGCCUCAGCCCCGCCCUAGAUCCGCGGACGAAUCGACCAUCUCCCACAGGAGGAGUAAAGCUUGGCUGCAGGAAAAUGGCGAUGAAGACGACAAUGCGUCCAUCAUGUCCCUCGAGUCGAGCCUUGAUAUUUGGAUGCAACAAGGGAAGGAGCCCAAACAAGUCGGGCGGACAUCCCCAGAUCUUUUCGGCUUUCCAACCAAGACUGGCGGCUGGGAGACGGACGCCAUGUUUGGACCGGGAGCAUCGUACGGCGGCGGAGGCGCACCUCUCUCGUGGCCGGAUCCCCUCGAGGACCUCGUGCCUAUUCAGCAGGCGCUCUUUGGGGGUCCCGGCGCACCGCCACCACCUAAUAGGAGGUCGAGUCUGCAUGCUAGGACAGGAUCUGCUUCGACUUCACGACACCCCGAGCCUGUCAUGGGCAAGCUGCGCAAGUCGUUCGGCCGACGACGUGAUAGCACCGACAGUCAGAUGCAGGCGAAUGAGGCUGGGCCACAUACGCCGCAGCAAACGAGUGAAAAGCAAGGGCAGGGACAAGGCCGCGGUCCAUAUCCACCAUUCACGCGGCCGGCCACAGCAACGCCUCGCGAUGGCAGGAUGAAAACGCUUUGGAGACGGUCUCUCGGUGGUACUGGGUCCGCGCCACCACCCAACGCGUCGGAUCUGGUGCCUGAACCUGCAGUAUCCACGACGCCUACGGGGAGGCAGUCCAUCAACAACGGUGUUGGCACUCCAUCCUGGGUUCAUCGGGCCCAUAUGAUUGAUGAUGACACACGCGCUCUCGGCGCAACGCCGCCACCUAUUCAGCGCCAACCACGACGAGGCAGUAUGGUCGAGCACGAGGGUGCGCCGGUCUUCGACCGCGGUCCUUCAACGCCGACCAUGUCAGUGGCGCCCAGCCUGCCGUCUACCCCGAGCGGCAAGGGCCCAACGACGAGUGAUUCAGCCCUGGCUGGAGCUCCAGGGCCCGGAGGAGGAGGAGGAGGAGGAGCAGGAGCAGGAGGGGAGUUCCUCUAG